Heterostelium album PN500 is the source of this 843-nucleotide messenger RNA. RefSeq names its product ubiquitin carboxyl-terminal hydrolase (gene uch1). The transcript has 4 exons. The record is from RefSeq and is a predicted model, not a curated record. Gene Ontology annotation, molecular function: cysteine-type deubiquitinase activity. Gene Ontology annotation, cellular component: cytoplasm. NCBI's taxonomy places the organism in Eukaryota, Evosea, Eumycetozoa, Acytosteliales, Acytosteliaceae. Bases 1 to 843 code for a protein of 280 amino acids. Gene Ontology annotation, biological process: ubiquitin-dependent protein catabolic process; protein deubiquitination.
AUGUCAGAUUCAACAACAUCAUCACAACAACAAACCUCAUCAGAUCAUCAACCACAUGAAAAUAAAGAACUCUACGAGACUCAAAAGAAUUGGGUACCUUUGGAAGCUAAUCCAGAGGUAUUGACUUCAUUCAUGCAGAAUCUUGGUGUACCAGAGGAAUGGGAGUUCUGUGACAUCUAUGGUAUUGAUUCAGAGCUAUUAGAUAUGGUUCCAAAGCCUUGUAUUGCUGUAUUGUUGUUAUUCCCAAUCACCAACAGCUACGAACAACAAAGAUAUAAAUUGGAAGAUGACAUCAAAAGUAAAGGACAAAUAGUUAGUGAUAAAGUAUAUUUUAUGAAACAAUACAUCGGAAAUGCCUGUGGAACGAUCGGUGUAGUUCAUUCGGUUCUCAACAAUGCAAAUGUCAUCAAAUUCAAAGAUGGAUUCUUUAAGAACUUUUUGAAUACCACCACCAAUCUCAAUGUAGAGCAACGUGCCACAGCACUGGCACUCAACACAGAGAUUGAGAAAUCACAUGAAAUCUCUGCUCUCCAAGGUCAAAGUAGUGUUCCAGAUGAAGAUGAGCCUGUAAUUUUACAUUUUGUUUCAUUUGUAAAUGUUGAUGGACAUUUAUAUGAAUUGGAUGGCAGAAAACCAUUCCCAAUCAAUCAUUCGACCACUACCGAAGCUACAUUCUUGGAGGACGUAUCUAAAGUCCUUCAAAAAAUGAUUGAAGAAAAUCCUGAGGAAAUUAGAUUCAAUUUAAUGGGUUUGGUAAAGAGUCAGAGUGAAGAAGAAGAAGAAGAAGAAGAAGAGGAAGAGAAAAAAGAAGAACAAAAGGAAAAUGAAGAAAAGAAUAAUUAA